AUGACCCCGAUACCCGCCGACGCCGGCGCGCCACCCCCCGCCCCAGGCGCGCCGCCCCCCGCCCCAGGCGCGCCGCCCCCCGCCGCCGGCGCGCCGCCCCCCGCCGCCGGCGCGCCGCCCCCGGCCCCAGACGCGCCACCCGGGGCUCCAGGUGCCGCAGCACCAGAGAUUAAACAGACGAAAGAAGAAUUGUUAUUUUAUGCCCCGGAGUACACGUAUUUGACCGUCAUGGCCAUAAUUUUAUUCCCUCCCCUGGGAAUACCAGCACUCGUAUUCAGCGGAAAGACCAAAGAAGCCAACAAGAAAAGCCAAUGGGAAGAAGCUUAUAUCAACUCGGGCCGAACUGGUUGGCUGGAUGUAUUCGCCAUACUCAUCGGUUUAGGCAUCAUUUAUUUCUUAGUACUAUUUGUCUGAAGUCCAGGCCCAAUAGCCAACUGGUUCACCCACCCCAACAGGACCAGCUCACCAAAACACUGACCAGCCAAAUCAGCCACCAUGCAAGAAACCAACAGCUGGAUAUUCCCUAGCCAGAAAACCUACCAGCCAAGGAGCUCAACAUCCAAGCAACCCACUAGCCCAGGAAAACUUUACUUUAUGCUCUUGGCCUCCAGCUCUGUCGUUAUCCAUCUUGGGGAUCUUCACUUUGAUGCUCUAGAUGCCUUAAGCUCCUUGAUACUGGGCUGCUCUUUCAGGAAAAUAUUUAUUUAAACCAAUAAAAUUGAAGGGUAUGUUCCA
Dama dama (fallow deer) is the source of this 735-nucleotide messenger RNA. It is a transcript of the gene PMIS2, whose product is annotated as PMIS2 transmembrane protein. The transcript has 2 exons. The record is from RefSeq and is a predicted model, not a curated record. The coding region runs from base 1 to 414 and encodes 137 amino acids. NCBI's taxonomy places the organism in Eukaryota, Metazoa, Chordata, Mammalia, Artiodactyla, Cervidae. Gene Ontology annotation, cellular component: intracellular membrane-bounded organelle; membrane.